This is a messenger RNA of Megalops cyprinoides (Indo-Pacific tarpon), 1242 nucleotides long. It is a transcript of the gene chst6, whose product is annotated as carbohydrate sulfotransferase 6. The record is from RefSeq and is a predicted model, not a curated record. Gene Ontology annotation, cellular component: Golgi membrane. The coding region runs from base 13 to 1242 and encodes 409 amino acids. Gene Ontology annotation, molecular function: N-acetylglucosamine 6-O-sulfotransferase activity. Gene Ontology annotation, biological process: carbohydrate metabolic process; N-acetylglucosamine metabolic process; sulfur compound metabolic process. The transcript has a single exon. Lineage: Eukaryota; Metazoa; Chordata; Actinopteri; Elopiformes; Megalopidae.
CUCCUUCCCACGAUGCCCCGCUUCCGCCUCUCCGGCCCGGCGCUGGCCUCGCUCCUCCUCCUCCAGGCGGCGGGGCUCCUCCUCCUCCUCGGUCUCCGCGGCGGCCGUCUCCUCGGCGACGCCGACCCCGCCCCCCUGACCCCGCCCCGCGUCCACGUCCUCCUCCUCUCCUCCUGGCGCUCGGGCUCCUCCUUCCUGGGCCAGGCCUUCAGCCAGCACCCGGACGUCUUCUACCUCAUGGAGCCGGCGUGGCACGUGUGGACGUCCCUCCGGCCCGCGGGGGCGCGAACCCUCCGCAUGGCGGUGCGCGACCUCGCCCGGAGCCUCUUCCACUGCGACCUCUCCGCGCUGGAGGCGUACGCGCCGCCCCGCCCGAACAUAUCCCACCUCUUCAUGUGGAGCCACAGCCGGGCGCUGUGCUCGCCGCCGGCGUGCCCGCUAACCCCGCGCGGCGCGUUCAGUAACGAAACCGCGUGCCGCGCCCGCUGCGGCGCGGCGGGCCUCGACGCGGCCGAGGCGGCGUGCCGCGCCCACUCCCACGUGGUGCUGAAGGAGGUGCGCUUCUUCGACCUGGCGCCGCUCUACCCGCUCCUCCGCGACCCGGCGCUCGACGUCCGCAUCGUGCACCUGGUGCGCGACCCGCGCGCCGUGGCGCGCUCCCGCGAGCAGUCGGCUAAGGCGCUAAUGCGCGACAACGCGGUGGUCUUAGACCGCGCCGACGCGCUAAUCGGCGACCCGCACUACCGCGUCCUCCAGGAGGUGUGCCGCGGCCACCUCCGGAUCUACGAGGCGGCGACGGGCGCGCCGCCGGCGUUCCUGCGCGGCCGCUACAAGCUCGUCCGCUACGAGGACGUGGCCCGCGACCCGCUGGGCCAGAUCGCCGCCGUCUACGAGUUCGCGGGGCUGGCGGCCAGCCGGCGCCUCCGCGACUGGAUCUACGGCGUCACGCACGGGAAGGGGCGGGGCUCGCGGCGGGAGGCGUUCCAGAUCACGUCGCGCGACGCCGCCGACGUCUCGCGGGCGUGGCGCGCCCAGCUGCCGCACGACAAGGUGCGGCGGGUGCAGGAGGUGUGCGGCGCCGCCAUGGCGGCGCUAGGCUACCGGCCCGUGGCGAGCGAGGAGGAGCAGCGGCGGAUGGAGGUGGAGCUGGUGGCGCCGCGGGAGGGGUACCGCUUCGCGUGGGGGCCGGCGAAAACGGCGGCGGCGGAGGAGGGGGAGGAGGCCCGGCCGACGGAGGGAUGA